UGGCAAACCUAGUGGAUUCUUGUAAAGGGUGGCUUGGCCUUACCCUCUCUCUAUUUCCUUUAUUGCUGCCAGUUGUGUCAACAGAAGCAUAUAAAUUGUGCAACUUAAAGGAGUUGAGUGCAUAUAUAUAAAGGAAAGAGCAGCUCAUUGCUUCAUAGACAUUUACCGGAAGAUUCUUUAAGGGACAAAAACGAAAGAUGUCAAAAAUUUUAUUUGUGUUUCUUGGACUGACUGGAUUAUUUUCAGUUGGGCUAGCUCAAACCCAGUGCCUUCCACAAGUUAGGCUAAUCUCUGAUGUGAGGAUUACAGCAGAAGCUGUUGAUGAAAUUUGCAAUGCAACAACUGCAGAACUCAAUGAAUUGGCUGCUUCAAUCGUCUCUGAAUUAUAUGUGCCAGGCUCCAAUAUACCCACUGGAUGCACUGCAAUGCUACUAGGUGAUGCAUACUGCAAGGAAAGGAAGGGUAAAACCAAGUCUAAGUCCAAUACAAAAGAUGAUAGGCUUGAGUUUGAUGUUGCCAUUAACUGUACAGAGAUUGGUUCCAGCCCUUGCAUUACAAUUGCCAGUAGCCCCAAUACAUCAGCCAAAGAUGUUGAGAAGAUGUUUCGUGACUUGUUCAGGGAGAGUCGAUUCAGGAGGCCAAAUUUUUCUCGCUCACUGUCAGUUGAUGACAUGACUGUUUCUGUGAGGGCCAAGAACAAGAGGAAACCACAAGUGUUCUGUCAAGAUUCCUCUACCAAUGACACAACCAAGAGAGGAAGGGGAAGGAAAGGAAGGCCUCGCUCUUGUGACUGUCCUGAUUUUUGUGGAGUUUGAGAAAAGAGUGAAGAUAUCCUAAUUGGCGUUUCCAAAUACUUUUUAAAUACCAAUUUUAACUAUAUUUUUGAUAUAUUUAGAUCUAUACUGUGAUCUGUACUACGCCUUCUAUUCUAACACAUAAACUUUAAUUGAUACAAUUUUUGACUGUAAUACUUGCCAGCCAUUUGAAUU
Molecule: messenger RNA, 989 nt
Organism: Amphimedon queenslandica
Lineage: Eukaryota; Metazoa; Porifera; Demospongiae; Haplosclerida; Niphatidae
Exons: 2
Coding region: 198-815 (205 amino acids)
Source: RefSeq, a predicted model, not a curated record